AUGGUUGCAGCUCUAUUCCUGCGCGCCUCCCAUUCAACGGUGCGGCCGAUUGCUCUACAGUCAGGCCAAGCUGCUGUAAAUCGUUUGGGGUGUCAUGUUUCCUUGACUCAGAGCUCGACACGGAUAUCUCUGCCCAAAUCUAAUGGCUUCUCAACAUCCACAGCCAAGUCGCAAGUGGAUGCCCUCGACAAUACCAGGAAUAUCGGAAUCAUUGCACACAUCGAUGCCGGCAAAACGACAACUACGGAGCGCAUGCUCUACUAUAGUGGAUUCACCAGAAGGCUCGGAGAUGUGGACGAGGGUUCUACAGUAACGGACUUUCUUCCCGCUGAGCGAGCGCGAGGCAUCACCAUCCAGUCCGCAGCUGUUACCUUCCAUUGGCCGCCAGAAACAGUCGGGGUAGGAGAUACAGCUUCUCAGCAAACACCAAAUGCCCCAAAAUCUGCGUUCCCACAUACAAUAAAUCUCAUUGAUACACCGGGUCAUGCGGACUUUACGUUUGAGGUCAUGCGGUCUUUGCGUAUUCUGGACGGGGCAGUAUGUAUUCUAGACGGUGUGGCUGGAGUGGAAGCUCAAACUGAGCAAGUGUGGCACCAGGCAAGCACCUAUCGCAUCCCCAGAGUGGUCUACGUCAAUAAACUAGACCGAGAUGGAGCCGCGUUUGGACGGACGGUGCGGGAGGUUGCCUCCCGACUGGAGGGCUGGCCCGCCGUAUGCCAAAUUCCAUGGUUCGAGGGCGGACAGGGCCGUUUUGUCGGUGUCGCAGAUGUUAUCAACUUACAGGGUCUUCGAUGGGAUGAAGGGGACGGCAAGUUGGUGAAAAUGUACAGCCUCGAACAACUGGAUAGCGAGGAAAGUCAGCUAGCACAGGAGCUGCGACGCGCGAGAACAGCCCUCAUUGAGUUGUUGAGCGAGCACGACGAAAUCAUGGUGGAAAAGUUCUUUGAAUGCGAGGAUCAUCUUGCAGUGUCUCCCAGCGAUAUCCGCGACAGCUUGCGCAGGUGCCUUCUGCGGGAACAAGGCAGGAAAAUCAUCCCCGUGUUCGCUGGCGCCAGCUUCCGCAAUAUCGGGGUUCAGCCGCUGCUUGAUUCUGUGGUGAAUCUCCUUCCCAGCCCGCUUGAGACUCUGGAUCCCGAGGUAAGCAUCGGAGGUGUCAAGGGAGGCCUGAGACGGCUACUUUCGGGUGACCUGCUGGUGGAGCAAGGCGAAAAGACCGCCUCUCGCAAAGGGAAGACGAAAAAGAAGUCUGCAGUGCAAGCGGAAUCCCACGGCGCGAUCGAGGGGCUCCAGAGCUGUGCUUUGGCAUUCAAGGUGGUCAACGAUGCCAAACGAGGAGUGUUAGUUUACGUGCGUGUCUAUUCGGGAUCUUUGGAUCGACACAGCUUAUUGUUCAAUACCAACCUGAACGUCUCUGAGCGCGCCUCACGUCUUCUCAAAAUGUAUGCAAACGAUGCCGUCGAGGUGGACUCGAUUCCCGAAGGACAUAUCGGAGUCGUGGUUGGUCUUAAGCAUGCCCGAACUGGGGAUACUCUGGUCACAUAUGGUAGCAACAAGCCUCAACCACCCGAGCCUCUCAACACGCUUCAGCUCCGUCCGAUCAAGGUGCCGCCUCCAGUAUUCUUCGCGAGCGUCGAGCCCCAUAGUCUGGGCGAAGAGAAGCGCUUGCAGGAGUGCUUGACUAUGCUUCUCCGCGAAGACCCAAGUCUCCACGUUACGGUAGACGAGGAUUCAGGUCAGACCCUCAUCAGCGGUAUGGGUGAGCUUCAUCUCGAGAUAGCCCGUGAUCGCCUGCUCAACGACUUCAAGGCCAAAGCUUCCAUGGGCCGCAUCGAGAUUGGAUAUCGAGAGUGUCCACUUGAUCAGUCUGGCCAGGUGACGCGGAUCUUCGACAAGGAGAUCGCAGGACGGAAGGGCAAAGCCGGUUGCAGCGCAAUCGUGGAACCAUACGACCCGGAUAGCUCUCCCCCCAACGACAGAGCAUUAUCCGUUCUCUCGUUCGACGGAAACCAGAUCGUCAUCCUAGCGCCUAAUCUCCAAACUGAGACGAACAAGAAAGGUGUCGAGGAGAGCCCGCUGCUUCCUCCUGGCAUUGACUUGAACACGUUCCGAACCUCUCUUUCCAAUGGAUGUCUCGCGGCUCUCGCCCGCGGACCCCAGUUCAACUUCCCCAUGCACAACACGCGCGUCACCAUCACGCUGGACCCAGCGGAACACAUCUUCGGCAAUGAGACCACCUCCUCUGCCCUAUCCGCCGCCGCUCGACUCGCGACCUCUUCUGCACUGCGCGACCUUUAUUCCAUUUCUGGCACGGCCGGAACCGCCCUCAUGGAACCCGUCAUGAACGUGAUUAUCAGCGUCGACGAGUCCAGUCUCGGUGCCGUCGUCCACGAUAUCUCCUCCUCGCGUGGUGGACAUAUCGUCUCACUUGACGAAGAAGUGCCUCUUCCAGCUACAGAUCUUUCCCUGUCCGCACAAUCGACAGAGGAUAUGCCGGCAAUCGACCCGAGCAAAGUAUACUCGCCACCGGACCCAUUCGAGGCGGCUUCGAUCGGGGAUGAGAUCCCGAUAUCCGCCAAUCGACCGCGGACAAUCACUGCCAAAGUUCCUCUGAAGGAGAUGGUGGGGUACCUCAAGCAUCUGCGCAGUUUGAGUGCGGGUCGCGGCACGUUUGUCAUGAGUGUGGAUCGGUUCGAGAAGAUGAGCACUCCUCGGCAGAGGGCUGUACUUGCAGAACUGAGAGCAGAAUACUAG
Messenger RNA from Aspergillus tanneri, 2751 nucleotides. RefSeq names its product mitochondrial elongation factor MEF2 (gene MEF2). The transcript has a single exon. The coding region runs from base 1 to 2751 and encodes 916 amino acids. Gene Ontology annotation, cellular component: mitochondrion. NCBI's taxonomy places the organism in Eukaryota, Fungi, Ascomycota, Eurotiomycetes, Eurotiales, Aspergillaceae. The record is from RefSeq and is a predicted model, not a curated record. Gene Ontology annotation, molecular function: GTPase activity; GTP binding. Gene Ontology annotation, biological process: mitochondrial translation; ribosome disassembly.